Molecule: messenger RNA, 1647 nt
Organism: Uranotaenia lowii
Lineage: Eukaryota; Metazoa; Arthropoda; Insecta; Diptera; Culicidae
Product: protein Lilipod-like
Exons: 6
Coding region: 27-1241 (404 amino acids)
Biological process (GO): signal transduction
Molecular function (GO): transmembrane signaling receptor activity
Source: RefSeq, a predicted model, not a curated record
UUGUUCUUGGGAAAAACUAAUUGAAGAUGUUUUUCAAAAACAUCCUUUUCCUUCUUCCAGUUUGUACCCCCAUGGGUUUUGUGCGACUGUUUGGCGUCAUCGGCCAGGUGCUGGUGAAGCCCAAUUUGUUGCGGGACGUGAACGAGGAAUUUCACGCCUUCUACCUGGAGGAGGCAACGGUGCGGCGUAAGCUGGCGAACGCUAACGUCAACAUUGAGUUGAAGAGCGUCACCACCGUCGAUUACGCCCCGUCGAAGCUGUGCGCCGAUUUGGAUGAUUUGUAUCAAAUCCGACCAACCAACGGCAGCACCGCUUACGAGUCCGAAAAACUCUUCGAAAGACUGAGAGAGCUUGAGGCUGAACGUAAACUACUAGACAAACAACGAAGUUCGUCUGCCCUGCAGAGGAAUCUCGUCUAUCCGGUUGCAAUGUUGCUAUUGCUUCUUCUGACCGGAAUCACUGUACUGCUGGUUAUGCAGAAUACCCUAGAGCUACUGAUAGGAAUCAAGGCUCUGCCAUUGAGUACACGGCAAUUCACUCUCGGCAUAACAUCGCUGUCGAAACUCGGUCCCCUCGGGGCCGCCCUCGAAGUUUGCAUCAUCAUGUACCUGGGCGUUACAUCGGCGGUAGGUCUCUACACGAUGCCAUUCAUGCGGAAUGUUAGGCCACAGCGACGAAAGACGUCCCUCUCGCAGCUCAUCGCCAACUGUGGACUGGUGCUGAUCCUAAGCUCGGCCCUCCCACUGCUGUCCCGGAUACUGGGAAUCACCAACUUCGAUCUGCUCGGGGAUUUCGGCCAGAUCGAGUGGCUCGGCAACUUCCUGAUCGUGCUGCUGUACAACGUGAUCUUCGGGACGGCGGCCACGCUCUGUCUGAUCAACAAGUUCACGGCCACCGUCCGGCGGGAGCUGUGCGCCCGGUUGAAGGCCCUGUUCGACUACAGCAGCCAUCUGGAGGCCAACUUCAGCAACUUCUCUCACCUAACCAGUAAUGGUAGCCAUCAUCAUCAUCAUCAUCAUCCCGAAUCGGCGCCGGUGAUUCCCAAUCAUCAGCAGCAACCUUUCCUCCAGAAUCAGCCUCCGGAAAAUCAUCACGUAAUUCUAGAAACUACAAGCGUUGAGACGCAAGUCUCCCACCGAACCACGACAACACAGGUGAUCGUCCCAGAGGUGGACGAUCAGCACAAAGCCAUUCCCAACGGGAAGGUUCCACAUUCAGAGGAAGACAAGAAAACGCUUUAAGAGAAAAUCUAUCGCACAAAACAACUGAUAAAGACUCCAGGCUUUUCGCAACGAAACCAGAACGUGACUUGAUGACUGACGGAAACCAAUUCUCUACAUGAUGUGUUAAUGAGAUGAAGAGUGUAACAUACCCAUGCAUUUUAACCCCAGCCGAUCGAUCUCUAUACGUUCUAAGCUUAUCUACAUACUACUGUUCAAUGGCACAAAAUCGACCUCAUCCUCCUCCUCGUGUGGUGUUACCUAAGGUGAGGUAACGAAAUAAGGUAACUACCCGAAACAAACAUGUAUGUACUCGAACACAACUUACACGAGAUGAUAUUGCAUGAAGCAAAACACAAGUGAGAUUAACAAAUAUCCAAUAACCAGUAUUGAAAUAAAUUUGACGUGUUGAAUUCGUCGGAAGAUA